AUGUGCCCUUUGCAGCGACCUCCUGGUGAGGGUGACCUCCGCGGCCCAUGCCCGGGUCUCAACAUUCUCGCCAACUACGGCUACAUCAACCGCAACGGUUAUGACACCACCGUCAACAUCAUUCUCGCCUCGAACAAAGUCUUUGGCAUGGGUAUUGACCUGGCCACUGCCAUCGCGGGCUACUGCGCCGUUGUUGCGGGUGACAUCCUCACCCUCGGCCUUGGCCUGACGGGCGACAACGGCAUCCUCGGCAGCCUCCUGGGCGAUGGCCUGCUCGGCAAGCCCAAGGGCCUCGACUGGUCGCACUACCGGUUCGAGUCUGACGUCUCGCCCACGCGCAACGACGUCUGGUACGACAACGACCCGGCGUCCAUCCACAUUGAGCGCUUCACCUCGCUGUACAACCGCGGUCUGACCAAGCCUGGCAAGGGCGGCAUCGACCUGACCGUCUUGACCCCCCAUCGCCAGGAGUGGACGCGCCACUCGAUCGCCAACAACCCGUACUACUGGAACGGCCCCUUCACCGGCCUCGCCGUGGUGACGGCCACUCACAUCUUCACCUACCGCUUCCACGCCAACUACACCACGGGAAGCCUCGACGGCUACCUCGACGGCGAGGCCCUCAAGCUGUGGGAAGGUGUCAGUGGCGAGCCGGGCAACUUCAAGUUCACCUACGGCAGCGAGCGCAUCCCCCCCAACUGGUACCGCCGCCCCGCCGGCUUCGACUACGGCCUCAAGGAGUUCUCCGUCGACGCGCUCUGGACGCUCGAGCAGGUCCCCGACCUGGCCGCGUUCGGCGGCAACACGGGAAAAGUCAACAGCUUCGUGGACGUCAACGUCACUGACGUGACGGGCGGCGUGCUCACCGCGACGAGCCUGCUCGAGGGCAACAACAUGCUGUGCUUCGCUUUCGCCACUCUGCACGAGUUCAUCCCGGACCUGACGAGGGGGCUGGUCAAGAACACCCUCCAGGCCGUAAACCAGAUCACCGACGCGCUGGCCCCGGUCUUUGCGGCGCUCGACUGCCCCCAGCUGAGCAAGCUGGAUGCUAGCUACUAUGACCAGUUCCCUUCUCGCCGCAGUGCCAUCUAG
Messenger RNA from Microdochium trichocladiopsis, 1092 nucleotides. RefSeq names its product Chloroperoxidase. Gene Ontology annotation, molecular function: peroxidase activity. The transcript has 4 exons. The coding region runs from base 1 to 1092 and encodes 363 amino acids. NCBI's taxonomy places the organism in Eukaryota, Fungi, Ascomycota, Sordariomycetes, Xylariales, Microdochiaceae. The record is from RefSeq and is a predicted model, not a curated record.